AUGGGCCACAUGGAAGAGAUUAAAGAUGAUAUUACAACUAGACCCACGUUCUAUUUACCACAUCAUGCUGUCAUCAAAUCAUCUAGUUUAACAACGAAAGUCAGAGUCGUGUUUGAUGCGUCCGCAAGAGGAUCGAAUGGUAUUGCAUUGAAUGAUGUGCUAAUGCGUGGUCCAAGUAUUCAAGAAGAUUUAAUUUCUAUUCUGAGUCGGUUUCGUAAGCAUCAAUUCGUUAUUACCGCUGACAUUGAGAAGAUGUUUAGGCAGGUAUUAGUGGCCAAGGAAGAUCGAGAUCUUCAACGGAUAGUUUGGCGAGAGCAUCCUAGCGACGUAUUGCGAAAAUACAGAUUGAAUACAGUGAAUUAUGGUACGACUCCGGCCUCCUUUAUGACAACGAAGUGUUUGGAUGAAUUAGCUAGUCAAAAUGAAGUACUUUUUCCAAACGCAGCAAAAACAAUAAGGCGAGAUUUUUAUAUGGAUGAUAUUAUGACUGGGGGUGAUUCUGAAGAAGAAUGUUUAAAGUUGCAACAAGAUGUUUCAAGCAUUCUCAGCUCAGCCAAGCUUCCAUUACGAAAAUGGUGCUCGAAUUCGGUCACAAUAUUAAAAAAAAUUGAAGGUUCCAAUGACGAUCCCUUAUUUGUGUUGAAGUUAGGAGACCAGGAUACAAUUAAAUCGUUAGGUCUGUGCUGGAAUCCUACAACAGAUGUGUUCAAAUUUAAUUUGGAAAAUAACAAGUUAGAAGCUAUGAUAACCAAACGAGCCCUUUUAUCAUCUCUGAACAGCAUCUUUGACCCGCUUGGAUUUUUAGCUCCAGUUCUCGUGAAAGGUAAGGUGUUCCUUCAACAACUGUGGCAGAUGAAAAUUAAUUGGGACUCUCCUCUGCCAGCUGAUAUAAAGUCAAGAUGGCACCAGUUCUGGACAGAUCUUGUAGAACUUCAAACACUAGAGAUUCCAAGAAAGGCGAAGGAAGCACCAUCCCAAGAAUUUGAGAUUCACGGAUUUUCUGACGCAUCUCAAGAUGCGUAUGGCGCUUGCAUUUACGUUAGAAGUAAAGAUCACCUUGGUAGAUGGCAUGUAAAAUUGAUAUGCGCAAAAACACGUGUAGCACCACUCACCGGUGCUACAAUUCCACGCCUAGAACUUGGUGGUGCAUUAGUCUUAGCCCAAUUAGGCCUAAGGAUUGCAAAAUCCUGGGAAAUUGAUAUCUCUCAAUUUUGGCUAUGGACUGAUUCAACAAUAGUUCUCGGAUGGAUAAACAGUCAACCUAACCGUCUCAAGACAUACGUAUCAAAUAGGAUAUGUCAAAUUUUGGAGAUAACAAAUAGUCAUCAAUGGCACUAUAUCAGUUCCAACGAGAAUCCAGCUGAUAUUUUAUCCAGAGGAAUAAGACCUCAAGACUUAAAGGAAACAUUGUUAUGGUGGCAAGGGCCAUUGUGGUUGAAACAAGAUGACAAGAGUAGGAAGGAAGACCCAAAUCUGUGGCCAAAACCAGUAGAUCUCCCAGAAUUAAAGCUUAUAAGGUUAGCUUUAAUAACGAGGGAACCAACAAGGGAUCUAGUUAACUUUUACUCUGAAUGGUAUAAACUACGCAGAGCAGUGGCCUGGAUGCAUAAAUUUUUAGACUAUCUUAGAUUAAAACAUGCAGAACCGGCAAAACGUUACCUUACCGCUGAAGAGUUAGAAAGAGCUGACAACACUCUGUUAAAAAGAGCGCAGAUAGACUCGUUUAAUAGUGAUAUUUCAGCACUAAUAUCCGGAAAGGAGAUAUCCUGUCGAAGCAAGCUAAAAUCAUUACAACCCAAAUUAAAAAAUGGGCUUAUGGUAGUUGGUGGACGCUUAAGAAACGCCGACAUACCACAAUAUCAAAGGGAGCCAAUUAUUCUCGCAAGUGACCACAAAAUCACGAAGAUGAUUUUCGUCCAUGUUCAUGUCGAAUUAUUACACUGUGGCCCUCAAUCGUUACUUGCAGAGGUCAGGCGUCGUUAUUGGCCUAUUAAGGGUAGAGUAAUAGCUCGUUCAACCUUUCGUCGGUGCAUUCAAUGUAUCAAGGCUAAACCCACAUUCAAUCAUCCAAGCAUGGGACACUUGCCGAAGCAACGUGUCCAGUGUACACGCCCAUUCGCCAAUACAGGUGUGGAUUUUGCAGGCCCUGUCUCUAUUCGCAGUGGCAUAAGAGGAAGACCUAGCAAAAAGGCAUGGAUUGCCAUUUUUGUAUGCUUCUCAGUCAAGGCUAUUCACAUAGAAGCAGUAGAAGAUAUGACAAGCGCUGCCUUUUUAGCUGCUCUACGCAGAUUUAUAUCAAGGCGCGGGAAGCCAUCGGCCAUGUGGAGCGACAAUGGUACAAAUUUUGUUGGAGCAGAAGGAAAGUUAUCCGAAUACGUACAAAAUGUGGCAAAUACGUUAGAAAAUGAAGGUGUAACAUGGCACUUCAACCCACCAUCGGCACCCCACUUUGGUGGGCUCUGGGAAAGUGGCGUAAAAAGUGCAAAACAUCAUCUACUACGCGUACUAAAGGAAGGUAGCCUGACGUACAGUGAACUGGAAACUUUAUUAUGCCAGGUAGAGGCCUGCCUCAAUUCCAGACCACUCACUCCCAUGAGCAGUGAUCCGUUUGACAUGGACCCUCUAACUCCAGCGCAUUUUCUCAUUGGAGGUCCUAUGUUUUUCCAUCCAGAACCCGAUGUAUCGAAUGAAGGCCCGAGCAGACUGUCAAAAUGGAACUUGGUACAAGGCUUGAUGCAAACAUUUUGGAACAGGUGGCUUAUUGAAUACCUGCCACAGUUACAAGUGCGUGGCAAGUGGACUGCAGGCUGCAAGCCACUGGUGGUAAAUGAUUUAGUAAUUGUAAAGGAGGACAACAUGCCACCAGCAAGAUGGAAACUGGCACGCAUUACAAAUGUGCAUCCAGGGAGCGACGGAAAGACUCGAGUAGUAACCAUCCGCCUAGCAAACGGAAAUGAAAUAAAACGUCCCGUUGUAAAGCUCUGUCGGUUACCAGUUGAAGAUGAAGCAGAAGCCUCUUGA
Molecule: messenger RNA, 3021 nt
Organism: Macrosiphum euphorbiae (potato aphid)
Lineage: Eukaryota; Metazoa; Arthropoda; Insecta; Hemiptera; Aphididae
Source: the annotation of a GenBank genome assembly